CAUUUUGCAAGGUGUCAAAAUAGAAUAAUGUCAAACAUAUCUUGAGUCUAGUUGAAUACAACGCUUUUUAUAUAAACAUUUGACAACCUCAUCUACAACUGUGAUUUCUUGUAAACCGGAAUAGACCAGUAUAUCAUAGAAACAUCAUCAUCAUGUCCACAAUGAAAGCGAUCGUCAUCCACAAAGCAGGCCCUCCAAAUGUCCUCAAACUCGCCCAACAACCCAUUCCACACCCUGGACCAGGCGAGGUCCUAAUCCGCGUUAAAGCCUUUGGACUCAACCGUUCAGAGAUGUUCACUCGCCAGGGCCAUUCGCCCGUCCAGUUCCCCCGGAUCCUAGGCAUCGAAGCUGUAGGGAUCGUCGAUAAGGCACCGGGUCUGGAACAUGAAUUUCCCCGCGGGAGUACCGUUGCCACUGCCAUGGGUGGCAUGGGACGGGCUUUUGAUGGUGGGUAUGCUGAGUAUACCUGCGUGCCAGCGAAACAGGUGCAGGUUGUCAAGACCAGUCUAUCGUGGGAGGUCCUGGGUGCGCUACCUGAGAUGCUACAGACGGCGUGGGGGUCGGUAGUGAAAUCACUGUCUCUUAAACCUGGAGAGAGGUUAUUGAUUCGGGGAGGGACAACCUCUGUUGGACUCGCGGCGGCGGGUAUUGCCAAAAUCCACGGCGCCUUUGUUGCAUCAACAACACGAAGGAAGGAACGUGAGGGAAUGUUGCGAGAAAACGGGGCAGACGAGGUCUUCAUCGACGAUGGGGACAUUGCGAAGCAGAUUCGCGACUCCUCAGGGAAUUACUUCGACAAGGUUCUCGAGCUUGUGGGCACCGUGACACUGGCUGAUUCAUUACAGUGCGUGAAGAAAGGGGGUACUCUGUCCAUGGCGGGUAUCGUGGGCAAUGAGUGGCAUUUGAAGAAUGUCAAUCCGAUGGAGCUGAUCCCAUCCGAGACAAAGUUGACGGUGUAUUCUGGUGGCAGUGAGGAAUUUGCGAAUAUGCCCUUGGAUGCGUUGGUGAAUCUCGUGGAAACAGGCACGUUAAAUAUCAAAAUUGGGCGUGUCUUCAAGAUGGAGGAGAUUGUGGAAGCCCAUCAAUGCAUGGAGGAGGAUAAAGCGGAGGGAAAGAUUGUGGUGAUACCCUAGCCUAAUGCCAACUAAUGUCUAUUCGAUACAGCGAGUUUCUGAUUAUUUUCUAUUCAAUUUACUAAGGGGUUGCCUUGCAUGACAGAAUUUUUUUGUAUUGUUUUAGAAUUUCUUUCAAAAUAGCCAUGUAACAUCCG
Messenger RNA from Aspergillus wentii DTO 134E9, 1270 nucleotides. RefSeq names its product zinc-binding alcohol dehydrogenase family protein. Gene Ontology annotation, molecular function: oxidoreductase activity. Bases 153 to 1133 code for a protein of 326 amino acids. The record is from RefSeq and is a predicted model, not a curated record. NCBI's taxonomy places the organism in Eukaryota, Fungi, Ascomycota, Eurotiomycetes, Eurotiales, Aspergillaceae. The transcript has a single exon.